AUGCCUGCCCCGAGAAAAUUUCUGGUGGCUUCCACCUCGCUGCCCCUGGCACUUGGCUGGGGCUGGAACCUGAGCUUGUAUGUGGGGAUGCUCCUUGGACUCCUGCUUCUCAUGAUGCUUCUUCUCUGGAUGCUCCUCAAGCAGCUCAGUCACUCGGUGGCAAAAUCCAUGAUGCAGCCUGUGCGCUCUUUCAGGAAGCCUGGCGUUGAACAGAGGCUUCAGCACGAGCACAGAGGCAGCGUACGGCCGUUCGCCAACUUCAACGCCCAAAGCGACGCUGACUUCCUCCGCAGAGCGAUGAAGGGAGUGGGUACGGACGAAGACGCCAUCCUCAUGCUCCUGGCGGCGCGCAGCAACGAUCAACGCCAGCAAAUUAAGGCAGCGUUCAAAAAGACCUGCGGAAAGGACCUGGUCAGUGACCUGAAGUCGGAGCUCGGGGGUCUGUUGGAGGAUCUGAUCGUGGCCAUGAUGACCCCGCCCGUCUCCUAUGAUGCCUCUCAGCUGCACAAGGCCAUCAAGGGCGCCGGGACUGACGACGAAGUGCUGAUCGAGAUCCUGGCCUCCAGGACCGGCCCCCAGAUAAAAGAAAUCAUCAAAGUGUAUAAGAAAGAGUUUGGAGGCAAACUGGAGAAGGACGUCUGUGGAGACACCUCAGGGCACUACCAGAGACUGCUGGUGAUCCUGCUGCAGGGGAGCAGGAAGAAGGACGUAGACGAGAGCAAAAUCGAGACAGACGCCAAGGACUUGUAUGCUGCUGGUGAGGGAAUGUUUGGCACCGAUGAGGACAAAUUCAUCACAAUCCUUGGCAACAGGAGCCCAGAGCAUCUCAGGAAAGUAUUCGACGUCUACAAGAAGCUGUGCGGCUCUGACAUCGAGGAGAGCAUCAGAGGAGAGACCACUGGGAAUCUGGAGAACUUACUGCUGGCUGUCGUAAAAUGUGUCAGGAGUGUCCCGGAGUAUUUUGCUGAAGUCUUGUAUAAAUCCAUGAGGCGUGCCGGGACUGACGACGACGCCCUGAUGAGGAUCAUGGUCUCGAGGAGCGAGGUGGACAUGCUGGACAUUAGAGCCAGUUUCAAGAAGAUGCAUGGAGCGUCUCUGUACUCCACCAUCCAGGAGGACACGACUGGAGACUACCAGAGGGCUUUGCUCUACCUCUGUGGGGGGAAUGAUUAA
Messenger RNA from Limanda limanda (common dab), 1173 nucleotides. RefSeq names its product annexin A5a (gene anxa5a). NCBI's taxonomy places the organism in Eukaryota, Metazoa, Chordata, Actinopteri, Pleuronectiformes, Pleuronectidae. The transcript has 12 exons. Gene Ontology annotation, biological process: negative regulation of coagulation. Gene Ontology annotation, cellular component: cytoplasm. Bases 1 to 1173 code for a protein of 390 amino acids. The record is from RefSeq and is a predicted model, not a curated record. Gene Ontology annotation, molecular function: calcium ion binding; calcium-dependent phospholipid binding.